AAAACAAAUAAGUUAUUAAUUUAAUUGUUGCGAUAAAUAAUGCAGGUGAGAACAUGGCAUGGUACACAUUCGAUUCUAUAUGGUCUAUUGGGUCAGGUCAGAGCCUUGAUUGUGGCAGAGGCGGACACAGCGGAGGGGGUGGGACUGUGAACGCGAGCAGCUGUUUUCGCCGUUAUAUGUCCUUAAUUAUAACGGCCCCAAAAGGAUAUUCAGUUCCAGUCGAAGAUGGAGACCGAAAGCAUGCCCGCAGCUCCCUUGCUGAGCAAAUCGAAUUCGGUUUUUUGCUGCUAUCUAUUUUGGAGUAGUCUGCUCAUACUUAAAAUGCUAUGCAUGUCUCUACUGACAGCCAGGCAGCGCAUUAAAACCAAAACGUUUGCUAAUCCGGAGGAUUUGCGGGUGGGCCGAUGCACGGAUGUGCGUUUCAACGAUCCCAAUGUGGAGCGAGUGCGUCGCGCUCAUCGCAACGAUUUGGAGAAUGUGCUGCCCUUUUUGCUAAUGACCCUCGCCUAUGUGGCCUGCGGCCCCCACCCAUUGACCGCCAAGCUGCUGAUACGCAUUGGAGCCAGCGCUCGACUGUUGCAUACGCUUUUCUAUGCUGUGCUGCCGCUGCCGCAGCCGACGCGAGCGAUCUGCUUCUUUAUCACGUUCAGCAUUGUGUGCUUCGAGGCGGUCUAUGUGCUCAUCUGUUCCAUCAAAUAUAUCUAAACGGAAGAGACGAAUGA
Drosophila navojoa is the source of this 722-nucleotide messenger RNA. RefSeq names its product microsomal glutathione S-transferase 1. The record is from RefSeq and is a predicted model, not a curated record. Gene Ontology annotation, cellular component: membrane. Lineage: Eukaryota; Metazoa; Arthropoda; Insecta; Diptera; Drosophilidae.